Molecule: messenger RNA, 720 nt
Organism: Trichoderma atroviride IMI 206040
Lineage: Eukaryota; Fungi; Ascomycota; Sordariomycetes; Hypocreales; Hypocreaceae
Source: RefSeq, a predicted model, not a curated record
AUGGCCAACGCUACUCGAAAUGCUCUCGCUAAAAGCUUCAAAGCUUUGCACACUCCUCAUCAUCCACUCGUAUUGGCCAACAUUUACGAUGCAGUUUCCGCGCGGGCUGUAGCAUCCCUACCCAACGCAAAGGCCUUAGCCACAGCUAGCUAUGCAGUUGCAGAAGCAGCAGGUCUUAAAGACGACACCUUAACACUGGAAGUUAAUGUAACUUCUGCUAAAAAUAUCGCUUCGGCAAUUAAAGAAUUUGGAAAGCCACUAUCCCUUAUUCAAGCUGGUGUUGUCGGCAUUAACCUGGAGGACUACAAUGGAAGCACAAAGAAGCUGUACAGCAUCUCUGAUGCCGCGGAUCGAAUCAAGAGAGCUAUGAACACGGCUACUUCACUGGGAGUGCCUGAUUUUGUCGUCAACGCCCGGUGUGACACCCUCGUUCAAGGAGGCGGUCUCGAGGAAGUGAUUGAGAGAGGUCGUGCAUAUCUUGCCGCUGGCGCUACCACUGUAUUCGUAUGGGGUGCCGGCCGAGGAGUCUCACGUAGCGAAGUCGUUGAGUUGGUCAAGGUCUUUGAUGGACGGCUGAAUGUGAUGCUCAAUCUAUCCGGCGGUCUGACGGUGAAGGAGCUGGCGGAUAUUGGAGUCGCCCGGAUCAGCAUUGGACCUACUCUGCAGAUUGGAGCUAUGGCAAAGCUACAGAAGGACGCUGAAGCCAUUUUGGCAAUGUAA